Messenger RNA from Elephantulus edwardii (Cape elephant shrew), 1407 nucleotides. RefSeq names its product melanoma antigen preferentially expressed in tumors-like. The transcript has a single exon. Bases 1 to 1407 code for a protein of 468 amino acids. Gene Ontology annotation, cellular component: cytoplasm. The record is from RefSeq and is a predicted model, not a curated record. NCBI's taxonomy places the organism in Eukaryota, Metazoa, Chordata, Mammalia, Macroscelidea, Macroscelididae.
AUGACCAUGUUCAAUCCGCAGUGUCUCUUCGACCUGACCAAGCAGAGCCUCCUCAAGAAUGAGUCUUGGGUCCCAGUGGCUUCGCAGCUGAUCCCUUUCCUAAUCUGGGAAGACCUCUUCAUGGAAGCCGUGUCUGGUAGACACAUGGCGGUGGUGGAGGCCAUGGUAGCCUCCUGGCCCUCGCCAUGCCUGGACCUGACGUCUCUGAUGAGGGAUCAGCAACUCGGUGCUCUGGUCACGUUGCACAGUGUGUUCAAGGCGCUCGGUGUCCUCCUAGACCAGGGCCCUCGUCGCACCGCGGGUCACCUCAGAGUGCUAUUGCCCGCAGCUCCGGUGACCUGGCUGGAUAAGGAGUUGGAAAGUCUGAGGUGCGGGAAGUGUUCCAGGGCAGCGCCGAGGAAGCCACUCGUAGGUAUGGAGGUGGUGGGGGACCUGAGCUUCCAGGAAGCGGACUGGAACCUUCUGCUCUCCUUCCUCACGUGCAGAGUGGAGGAGGGAAAGGCGCUUCCUCAGCUGUACUGCCGGAAGCUCACCUUUGCGGAUCAUCUACCAGAGUAUCAAGUCAUUGAGAAGAUCCUGGCCAAUGUGCAGCUGGAUGGUGUUGAGGAGUUGAAAAUCUACUACAUAACAAAGAUGGAUUUCCUGUCCAUGAUCGCUCCUUACCUGUCCCAGAUGGUGCACCUGAAAAUCCUCACCCUCCAGACCCUUAUCCCGAGGGACUGGAUCUUGAUGCACCCUCCUCAGGACAAGCACAGAACUGAUCAGCUGGACACUAUCUACAAGGAAUUCACUUCCCAGCUCGCCUACCUGCGCCAGUUCCAGCAUCUCCACAUCAUCGAUGCCUACCUCCGUGGAAACAUCAACCACUUUCUCAAGCACAUAGAGACCCACUUGGAGUCACUCACAAUUUCCCCCAUUUACUACACAUUAGACAACUCAGACCUCAAAUCCCUGUCCUUGUAUCCCUGCACCAGAAGGCUAAAGGUGCUCAAUUUCUCCAAAAACCUCUUGGCGCAUUUGAAUGUCAAGUUGCUCGGAGCCGCCAUACUCAGGACCUCGGACACCCUGGAGCACCUGGACUUAUCUUACUGUGAUCUCAGGGACUCCCACCUCAACACCAUCUUACCUGCCCUGAUCCGCUGCUCACGACUCCGACUGUUUAAAUUCUCUGGAAACUGUGUGCGCACAUCUAUCUUGAAGAGACUGUUGCGUCGAAUACUCCCGACCAAGAAGUCCAGGUGCCUGGUACUUCCCUUGCCUCACAACUCUGACAGGGAGGACCCUCUGGUGUUUGUCAGUGGACUUGUUCCUCUCUUAGAGGGGUUAGGGGUGCUCUGCAAGAUCCACUUAAAUCCUAACGAGGUCUCCUUUGAGGUGCGUGUUGACGUCUUGAUGGAACAAUCCUGA